Molecule: messenger RNA, 1521 nt
Organism: Folsomia candida
Lineage: Eukaryota; Metazoa; Arthropoda; Collembola; Entomobryomorpha; Isotomidae
Product: alpha-tocopherol transfer protein-like
Exons: 5
Coding region: 332-1210 (292 amino acids)
Cellular component (GO): membrane
Molecular function (GO): phosphatidylinositol bisphosphate binding
Source: RefSeq, a predicted model, not a curated record
UGUACAUAUUUUGUGAAUGAAUUUCCUUUCAUUUUCUUCAUUGCUACUCAUCACCAUGUAAAACACUUACGUAUGUAAACCAACCAUUCAUUACGAAUUAGUUCACAUGGGAAUUUUGGGCUUCUCUUAGCACAAAAAAUAGAUAAUUGCUAGACAUAGUCGAACUAGAUACGUGUACAUGUUCAUGGUUUUGUCAUAAACCACGGUUGAUGAAACCAGAUGUACAUAUCCCACUUUUGCCAGUAACAACAUAAUAAAUUCACAAGAUUCUUCUUCAGUCGUUGUAAUUAAAUGGUAUUUCAUUUAAUAUUUUGAUUUAAUAACGCUUAAAAUGUCAACCCCACUACCGACCCCGUCGUCCCCUCCGUCUGAUACCACUGUGGAUAUUGAUCAAGUGGAAAAAGAUUGUGUGGAGAAAUUGAAAACCCUGAUUAAAGAUGAUCCUGAACUACCUCCGGCCAUUUCGGAACUAAGCGAUGAAUUCUAUCUCCUGCUUAUCAGAGCUAGAAGAAACAGACCUGAAGUUUCUUUGAAACUGAUAAAAUCUCUAAUCCAUUUCAAGACGCAUCAGUACCCAGACCUAUUCACCGACCUUGAAGCCUUCACCAUAGAACCCGUCAUGGAAAAUGAAAUGAUUCGCGUCGUCAAGAGGGGUGAGGGGUACACGGGUCCGACUGUUAUCGUUUUUCGUACAACUCAAUGGGACACCAGUCUAGCAGACAUCGACAUGCUCAUUAAAGCAGGAUUUUUGUAUGCCCUUCAAAUGUCGACGGCCUCCAACCCCACCCAAGAGCGAGCAGGGAUCGUCAUGAUUCUUGACAUGGCUGGAUUUUCAUUCAGCCACGCGAGGGAAUGCACUUACUCCAGUGUUUUAAAAGUGGCAAAUUGUAUAAUUUUUGGAUCACCCUUUCGCAUCAACAGCGCCUUCAUUACGAACUCGCCUUACAUUUUUGAAAAGGUUUUUGCCGUGGUCAAAUUCGCCAUUCCCGAAUUUUAUAGAAACUUUAUUACAGUGACCACUCAAGACUUUACGAAGCUGCAUUCAUUAGUGGAGCCUGAUUUAUUGCCAGAGUCGCUGGGUGGAUCAGUGCCUGAGGAGGAAGGAUGGGAGGAAGGGGUAGAAGAUGCGAUACGAGAUGGUGGGGGUGGAAGUCAACUAGUCUACGAAUUAAUGGAUGCAGUAGAACGACAGGAGGAAAAUAAGGAGUGACUUUUAAUUAUAAUUGACAUAAAUUUAGCCUUUCCUUGUUGGAAAGAUUUUGUUAAGUAUCGAAAACGUCAUAAUCAUUACAUGUGUACAAAUGUGUGUACAUAAUUGUGUGUCGUGUCAUAAUGUAUGUAUGCUCCGUCGGAUAAUUACUGGUGAACGGAUAUGCCUUCUUGAGAUUAGAGAUUAUCAUUCUUCUCUUUGGAAAUCGCAAUCCAACGAAAGUAAAGUUAGAUAAUUCAAUUUAAACUCGUAUUCCAGUCUUGAUGCAUUGUACUUAUUUCUUUAUUGUUUAAUAAAUGAACAUUAAAUCG